Mesorhabditis belari is the source of this 1431-nucleotide messenger RNA. NCBI's taxonomy places the organism in Eukaryota, Metazoa, Nematoda, Chromadorea, Rhabditida, Rhabditidae. The record is from the annotation of a GenBank genome assembly.
AUGCUUCCCAUAAUUCGACGUUACUCUAGUCAAAUUGUUUAUGCUAAUAAGUCCACAAUUUUUGCUUCAAUUCAAGAUUUUGAACGAUUAAUUGGAAAAGAGAAUGUUUAUGAAAAAGAAUCGCUGCGGAAACAAUAUUCAUGUGAUCAGAGUGCACACAAACCUCGAAUCCCAGAACUUGUGAUCAGCCCCACUUCAGUAGAGCAAGUGGCAGCUUGUUUGAGAAUUUGUGACGAGAAGCGAAUCCCCGUCAUUCCAUGGGGAACAGGGACGGGAGUUGAGGGUGGAACUAUUUGCUUAACGCCAGCCAUCAUCAUUGAUCUCCGCAAAAUGGAUUCGAUCACGAGAGUUCAUCUCGAAGAUUUUGACUGUUCUGUUCAACCGGGAGUCACCAAAGAUACCCUGAACAAUCACCUGAAAAACUCUGGAUUAUGGUUUCCUGUAGAUCCCGGCGCUGAUGCAUCAUUGUGUGGAAUGGCAGCCACGGGAGCAAGUGGAACAAAUGCGGUUCGAUAUGGGACAAUGAAGCAGAAUGUUAUCGCAUUACAGAUUGUUUUGGCAAACGGACAAAUUGUGGAAACCCGUGGAAGAGGGAAUCGUCCUCCAAAAACCUCAGCUGGUCUCAAUCUCACCGAACUAUUUGUAGGGUCGGAAGGAGUGCUGGGAGUUAUCACAGAAACAACUCUCCGUCUCCAUGCCCGUCCCAAUUCCUAUUCAAUAGCUGUUUGUGCUUUUGAAAGCAUACAACAAGCCGUUGACUCUGUUGUUCAAGUCCGCCAAACGAGUAUUCCAAUUGCGAGAAUUGAAUUGCUUGACGAAGCACAAAUAGAUGCUUGCAAUCGGUACUCAAAAAUCGAUUUACCAAUCAAACCUCAUCUUUUCUUGGAAUUUCAUGGAAAUACUGAUGAGGAAGUGGAGAAACAAUCGAGGCUCGUUGGUGAGAUUUGCUCGUCGAACAACGCGUUGUCCUUUGAAUUCUCCACAAACCCUAGUGAACAAAAGAGGUUAUGGAAGGCAAGAAACGACGCUUUUUGGGCAGCUAAGGCAUUGAAAAUUGAUAGUAAAGCGUUAAGCACUGACGUUUGUGUUCCGAUUUCCAAGCUACCUGAAGUGAUUCUCGAGACGAGAAGAGAUCUUCAAGAGAAUCGACUUUUAGGACCAAUUGUUGGGCAUGUUGGAGACGGGAACUUUCAUGUGAUCAUUCCAUGUGACGAAAAAAACGCUGAGGAAAUGCAACGCGUUGAAGCAUUUUGUGAACGAUUGGCAAUGAGAGCCCUGAAAGCCGGCGGGACUUGUACGGGUGAACAUGGGAUUGGUAUCGGCAAAAAGAAGUUUUUGGUAGAAGAGGUUGGUGAACCAGCAAUCAAUGUGAUGAAAAGCAUUAAACUGGCGCUCGAUCCGAAUUGGAUAUUGAAUCCGGGAAAAGUUUUG